AAUGAUUGCUGAUGAAACUAUCACUGAAGAUUCCGAUCAGAUGACGGAAGAAGAAGAUAGAAACGAAGGUAAAUUUGCAUCACAAAGCAACGUGGAGGCCGUUCGAAGAGCGCUCAGCUGCCCUUACUGCAUGGCUUAUAUGACUGCUCCGAUAUUCACUUGUGUCACUGGCCAUACCUUUUGUAAUGAAUGUAAGCCGCUACUGCAGAGGUGUCCCACGUGCCAGGCCUCUUUAGACGGACCAAGGAAUUACACUCUGGAGGAGAUGGCUAAUGAUAUGAAGGUGUCUUGUCAGUUCGACGUCAAUGGGUGCACCUUCUUCGACAGCACUUCUAAUAUGCGUAUCCAUGAACUGGAAUGCUCAUUAAACGAUUUGCCGAGAAAUGAGACAUAAAGUUUGUCAAUAAUAAUAAUCGGAGAUUAUUUAGCUUAAGAUCCUUUUUGAAAAGGGAUUAAAAAAGAUGGAAAUUGCAAAAUUAACUUGUUUACUUAUAAUUUUAAAACUAUAUUUGUAUUUAUACUUAUAUGAUAAAAAUAAAUAUUUUUGCAGAA
Anoplophora glabripennis (Asian longhorned beetle) is the source of this 552-nucleotide messenger RNA. RefSeq names its product E3 ubiquitin-protein ligase siah-1-like. Gene Ontology annotation, molecular function: ubiquitin protein ligase activity; ubiquitin conjugating enzyme binding. The record is from RefSeq and is a predicted model, not a curated record. The transcript is spliced from 2 exons. Gene Ontology annotation, biological process: multicellular organism development; proteasome-mediated ubiquitin-dependent protein catabolic process. Gene Ontology annotation, cellular component: cytoplasm. Bases 2 to 394 code for a protein of 130 amino acids. NCBI's taxonomy places the organism in Eukaryota, Metazoa, Arthropoda, Insecta, Coleoptera, Cerambycidae.